CUCUCUCUCGCUCUCGUUGUCUUUGAUGAACCCUUUUACCUCAUUCUCACUCUUGAGAAAUCUUAAAUCCCGAGAAACCCAUUUCAUUUCCAUCUUCUAUUUCUAGGAAAAUCUCAUCUUUUCGGUCUUCUCAAUAAACCGAGAUCCACGAAACCCGCAUUUCCUCUCGCAAAUCGAUUAAAAAUUUCUACUUUUUAUCGGUUUGAAUCUCGAGAAUUCCAAAGUUUCAGAGACCCACGAGUAUCCAUAGUCGAAGUGGCUCUUGACAAUGGAAGCAGAAACGUCUUGGACUAAUUACCCGUACAGCUACAUUACUUAUGUCCCUGAAGCUGAAUCAUACCGUGAGCAGAGCGAUGAUGAAGCCAAAGUUGAAACCUUUUCAAUGGAUUCUCUUCUCCCUGACGAUUUAUUAGAACGAAUCCUCUCGUUUCUACCCAUUGCAAGCAUCUUCAGAGCUGGUACUGUCUGCAAAAGAUGGAACGAGAUUGUAUCUUCUCGGAGGUUCUUAUGUAAUUUCUCCAACAAUUCUGUUUCUCAAAGGCCUUGGUACUUCAUGUUCACUAGCACGGAUGAUCCAUCGGGUUAUGCUUAUGACCCGAUUAUCCGGAAAUGGUACAGUUUCGAUCUCCCUUGUAUCGAAACAUCGAAUUGGUUUGUUGCUUCCUCUUGUGGAUUGGUUUGUUUCAUGGACAAUGAUUGCAGAAACAAGAUUUAUGUCUCAAAUCCAAUUACCAAACAAUGGAGGAGGCUUAUUGAACCUCCCGGUCACAGAUCGACAGAUUACACGGCAAUGUCUACCUCCGUGAACCGAGCUAACCAAUCAAACAGAGCAGUAACACGUGGAAACCGGACUUACUCAGUCUCGAUAGUGAAAUCAAAGCAAGUUCCCGGGAAUUUCUUCCAAUGGGAUAUCUCUAUUCAUCUCUACAGCUCUGAAACAAUGACUUGGACAACAUCAGUAAACGAUGUCUUAUCCGGAUGGAGAGGAGGAAACGAGAGUGUGAUCUGCAACAAUGUUCUUUACUUCAUGAUUUACUCCACGGGAGGCUCAGAUCAUCGCCACGGCUUGAUUGCUUCCAAUCUAUCCUCGAUUGGAUCAUCUUCAAGCGGCAUCUUGAUGAGGAGUUUCAUUCCAAUGCCGUGUUCUUUAACCUGCGGAAGAUUGAUGAAUCUAAGAGAGAGGCUUGUGAUCGUUGGAGGAAUCGGGAAACACGAUCGACCAGAGGUUAUAAAAGGAAUUGGGAUUUGGGUUCUGAAAGGGAAAGAAUGGGUAGAAAUGGCGAAAAUGCCUCAAAGAUUCUUCCAAGGUUUUGGUGAAUUCGACGAGGUUUUCGCGAGUAGUGGCACCGAUGAUUUGGUUUACAUUCAAAGCUAUGGAUCUCCCGCGCUUCUGACGUUCGACAUGAAUCUCAAGUACUGGAGAUGGUCUCAAAAAUGUCCUGUUACUAAGAAGUUCCCUCUUCAGCUCUUUACUGGGUUUUGCUUCGAACCAAGACUCGAGAUUGCUCCAUAGUUGCAAUGAAGAAGCAAAUGGUCUGCGAAAGUCUUGGUCUUUUGGGUUUCUUGUUUCUCUCUACUGGAUUGUUUUUGCACAGAGAAAUCGCCGGCGGUUUGAUGAAGAUGAUACGGUAAUGUUUUUAAUUUUUGGAAAUGUUUUAUUUGCAACUUGGUACUCUAUUAAUUAUAAAUUUAUAAAAUGAGC
This is a messenger RNA of Arabidopsis arenosa, 1702 nucleotides long. NCBI's taxonomy places the organism in Eukaryota, Viridiplantae, Streptophyta, Magnoliopsida, Brassicales, Brassicaceae. The record is from the annotation of a GenBank genome assembly.